GCGGUCUUUUAUUCCAAUAGUCUCGUCAUUCACCAAUUGGAUAUUGGACAAAAUGUUGUGAGUUCCACGCGGUUAAUUUAUAUUACGCUACAGUAUUUUUUCUUUUUUUUCGCGUUUUCGUUUUCUUUUGUGUAAACAUUACGCGAAACAUUGCUAAUUCUAAUGAAUCAAAAAUCAUUUUCUUCCCAAAAACAUGUAUCGACGCCCGUUACGAUCACAGUAGAACGCUAGUUAUAAUUUUAUCUCAAGGUUAUUAAUCAUUCCAGUCCUGUCAAAAGAGAUAUUUUGGUGCAUAAUUUGAGGUCAGAACACAUAUGGUAUGUUGUGUGGAGAAAUAAUUAGAUCUCCAAAUCGAAGUCCGUACGCUACAUUAUUGUCGUCUCUAUAUCCAAUGAUGACUGCUGCUGUUGUUGAAGACGACAAUUUAUUAGAAAACGGUCGUUUGAGUUACGAAAAUCCUAACUAUCAUCUUGCUGGAACGGGACAUUUGGCUUUGGACGAUGCAUUGAACUCAAACUUAACAUCAACUACUGAUUCUCCAGCUGGUUUCAAUUUAAAUGGUGACUGCAUACUGUAUUCGGAACUUUUGUGUCGGGAAUUUGAUACGGUAUGCAAUAUCAAUACGGAAAAUAUAAACAGAAAACGUUACAAAUCAUUGGAUUUGGGAUCAAUGGGCGUGGAUGUGUUGGGACAAACGGGAAAAACUUGGAAUACAAAUUUAAAUUGUAACGUAACAAGAGAUAUGAAUAUUAAAAAUCAACACGAUUUAACUAAUAUCAACAAUCAAAAUCACCAAAUGCAAGUGUCAUACGUAAAACCGGAUUUAAUUGAAGAAUCGGAACAAACAAAGUGCAAAGUGGGGAAUAUAAACGAAAAACGUACACCACCAAAUACUCUUUCAUUGAUCAAGCAAAAAGAUACAUCCAAUAUCAAUAAGGAAAUACAACAUAUACAAGGUGAUUUAAAUAAUGACUUGUAUGCAGUUCCAAUGAAAAACAAUGCACAUGAAUUCAUGGAUGAAUUGCCAGCUGGGUGGGAAAAGCAUGAAGACAAUGACGGUCCUUAUUAUUGGCAUAUUAAGAGCGGAACAAUUCAAAGAGAACCUCCUGAAUACAGUGGCAAAAAUGAGCCUAAAACACCAUUGGUCAAAGAUGCAGAAUCGGUAUUGAACAGUUUUCAAAAUAACACAGGAAGUUUGGUUAGUUCAGUAACUAGAAGUACGACAAGUUCAGCUCUUGAAAAUUUGUGUUACCAGAAGAGUCGAAAAGAAGAAAUGGCUUACAAACGAAGAAGUUAUCCAGCUCGAAUUGAAAACGAAAACAAAGGUAUACGGUUUGCUGUGCGUUCUUUGGGAUGGGUAGAAAUUUGUGAAGACGAUUUAACUCCAGAAAGAAGUAGCAAAGCUGUCAACAAGUGUAUUGUUGAUCUAUCACUUGGUCGUAACGACUUUAUUGAUAAUGUCGGCCGAUGGGGAGAUGGAAAAGAUCUUUUCAUGGAUUUGGAUGAAGGUGCAUUGAAAUUAAUAGAUCCAGAGAAUCUCACAGUCUUAAACACACAGCCUAUACACACAAUUAGAGUUUGGGGAGUUGGGAGAGACAAUGGCAGAGAGAGGGACUUCGCGUAUGUAGCUCGUGAUAGAAUAACACGCCGACACAUGUGUCACGUCUUCAGAUGUGACAUGCCAGCUCGUACGAUAGCUAACACUCUAAGAGACAUUUGUAAGAAAAUCAUGAUUGAACGCAGCCUUCAGCAGAACAUUUCACGUUCAACUGAUAUAAAUACUGCAACGAAAAUGAACGUACCAGUAAGACCAACAAAUCUUCCAUUGGAGUACCGUAAGCGUAGGAGUUACAGAGGUAGCUACUCUGCAACUACCAAUCUGGUUCAACCAUUUCCUACACCAAUGGAGGAACCACGUAAAGUUAUUCGGGCCACUUAUUUGGGUUCAAUAGAAGUAUCUAAGGCGUCGGGAAUGGAUGUACUUAAUGAUGCGAUUGUAGCUUUGGAAAAUUCACCUACAUCAGUACCCCAAACCGUUACAGUAGCAGUAGCGCCUUCAAUGAUUACCAUUCAACAGGAUACAGAAGAAGGAGAUCAAAUGGUAGAGUGCCGAGUUAGAUAUUUAUCAUUUUUGGGAAUAGGUAAAAAUGUAAAACAAUGUGCUUUUAUUAUGCACACCACCCAAGAUCUUUUCAUUGCACACGUGUUUGAGUGUGAUCCGUCUGCCGGAACACUUUGUAAAACUAUUGAAGCUGCAUGUAAAUUAAGAUACCAAAAAUGUUUAGAUGCACAUCCACAAGGUUUGAAUCCAAAUGUGACUCUAAGUCAUAAUAUUAAUAGUCCGAAUGUAAAUGGAAUAUCAAGGAAAGGUAUUAGUUCUACAUUGAAGUCGUUAGUGGGUACCAUCACAGGACGUAAAAUGAAAUUAACUCAAUCCUGAGAAGAAGUUUUCACGCUACAGGAAGAAUUAACAAAUUCUGAAGUGCGUGAAGUUAUACCACAUCGACAUUUGCAGUCACCUCAUACUAUAAAAUAUUAUGCCCUUUCUACUAGUUUACAGUCAUUGUUAUCACCAACCAUUGAUAACCGGACCAUAAACGACCCUUACUAAUUAUUCAUAAAGACACUAAAUUGUGACUUAUAGUCAUUUAGGGAAGAAAAGCAUAUGAAGUAACUUAGUUUACUAAUUUUAAGAUACCACUUAUUUGAAUAGAUAUAGAAUAUUAUAGAAAAUAAUCCUUAAAUAUAUUUCAAUAAUGGACUGAUCUGCUUGUCCUUGAAAGCUGUAUACUAUUAAAUUAUCAUAAAAAAAUGUAUACUUACAAAUAUUGAAAUUUAUACAUAAACAAAUAUAUAGAAGUUAGGCAUUUAAAUGUUGCUAAAAUUGAUAAUAUAAAAAACUUAUUUAACUCAAACCAAAACUGGUUUACUUUAAUCAUUAGAAAAUAAACAUGACAAUAACCUGAAGUUUUACAAGCAUUUAGACAGAUAUUUUUUAAAAAAAAGCACUUUUUAUUUAUUUUAAAUGCUCUCCACAUAUCAAGCUUAACUUUUUGUAUUUCUUUUGACUGACCAUUAUUUUUUUCUAAUUAUAAAUCAUUAAAUCAUAUUUCUGUAUAAAUAAAAUUCCUAUUAUUGAGUGAUCUCAACAUAUUUGGUAUUUGUAAAUCUACAAAGCUUGUUAAAAACCAAUUAUAAUUUAGGGAAUAUGCACACCUAUUUUGAUGUUGUGAAGUAUAGAGCUAAGCUUAAUAAUUGUUAAAAAAAAUAAAUGAAAAUAUUUAUAAGUUUA
Messenger RNA from Sipha flava (yellow sugarcane aphid), 3292 nucleotides. RefSeq names its product protein Fe65 homolog. Gene Ontology annotation, molecular function: transcription factor binding; amyloid-beta binding. The transcript has 17 exons. Lineage: Eukaryota; Metazoa; Arthropoda; Insecta; Hemiptera; Aphididae. Gene Ontology annotation, cellular component: nucleus; cytoplasm. The record is from RefSeq and is a predicted model, not a curated record. Gene Ontology annotation, biological process: regulation of DNA-templated transcription. Bases 320 to 2440 code for a protein of 706 amino acids.